Anisakis simplex (herring worm) is the source of this 291-nucleotide messenger RNA. NCBI's taxonomy places the organism in Eukaryota, Metazoa, Nematoda, Chromadorea, Rhabditida, Anisakidae. The record is from the annotation of a GenBank genome assembly.
AUGAAUGUUUUGUUGAAGGUGGCAGUGAAGUGUGUAUCCUCUGAGAAGUUGUUGGCAAAUCCGAGUAAUUUUCUGCAAGAGGCUGCGAUCAUGCAUAAAAUGCGACACGAAUGUGUGGUACGUCUGUUUGGAGUGGUACUCGACACCAAAACGGUUAUGUUGGUUCGUUUUGCAAUGUAUACUCUUAUGAUUAUCCAUUUGUCACUUACUUAUUAUCCGAAAAAGUUUUCUCCGAUUUCGUUAACCAUCCUGAUAUGUUUCUCGCAAUCAUUGAAAUAUGAUUUUUUGUAA